This is a messenger RNA of Loxodonta africana (African savanna elephant), 3191 nucleotides long. RefSeq names its product nuclear receptor coactivator 5 (gene NCOA5). The record is from RefSeq and is a predicted model, not a curated record. Lineage: Eukaryota; Metazoa; Chordata; Mammalia; Proboscidea; Elephantidae. Gene Ontology annotation, biological process: regulation of signal transduction. Gene Ontology annotation, cellular component: nucleoplasm. The transcript is spliced from 8 exons. The coding region runs from base 180 to 1928 and encodes 582 amino acids.
GCCACUCUCCGCCCCGGCAGCCAUUGCCUCGUGCCCGCGCUAGUCGGUUGUUGGCGCCUUUGUCCUACGGCGGGCAGGUGGGCUGAGGAGGAGGCUGCAGCGGCGGGCCUGAGGAGAAGGAGCGGCCGGGAGCCCACCGCGCUGGUAGCGAUAUUAAUAAGGCAGCGGAAAGAAGAAGUAUGAAUACGGCUCCAUCAAGACCCAGUCCCACACGAAGGGAUCCAUAUGGCUUUGGAGAUGGUCGAGAUUCGAGGCAUGAUCGCUCCCCAAUUCGAGGAAGUCCAAGGAGAGAGCCCAGGGAUGGCAGAAAUGGCCGGGAUGCCCGGGACCCCCGAGACAUGCGGGACCCCCGGGACAGCAGAGACAUGCGGGACCACCGGGAUAGCAGAGACAUGCGGGACCACCGAGACAGCAGAAGCAUGCGUGAUGCUCGAGACAUGAGGGAUUUUAGAGACUUCCGUGAUCUGAGAGACACUAGGGAUUUUCGAGAUCACCGGGACCCUGUGUAUGACAGAUACAGAGACAUGAGAGACUCCCGAGAUCCCAUGUACAGGAGAGAAGGCUCCUAUGAUCGGUACCUGCGCAUGGACGACUAUUACAGGAGGAAGAGUGACUCUUACUUUGACCGUUACAGAGACAGCUUUGAUGGACGAGGCCCUCCAGGCCCAGAAAGUCAGUCUCGUACAAAAGAGCGUUUGAAACGUGAGGAACGGCGUAGAGAAGAGCUUUAUCGUCAAUAUUUUGAUGAAAUCCAGAGACGCUUUGAUGCCGAGAGGCCUGUCGAUUGUUCUGUGAUUGUGGUCAACAAGCAGACUAAAGAUUAUGCUGAAUCUGUGGGGCGUAAAGUGCGAGACCUAGGCAUGGUGGUGGACUUGAUCUUCCUCAACACAGAGGUGUCACUGUCACAAGCCUUGGAAGACGUCAGCAGGGGAGGGUCUCCUUUUGCUAUUGUCAUCACCCAGCAACACCAGAUUCACCGCUCCUGCACAGUCAACAUCAUGUUUGGAACCCCACAAGAGCAUCGCAACAUGCCCCAGGCAGAUGCCAUGGUGCUAGUGGCCAGGAAUUAUGAGCGCUACAAGAAUGAGUGCCGGGAGAAGGAACACGAAGAAAUUGCCAGACAGGCAGCCAAGAUGGCUGAUGAGGCCAUCAUACAGGAAAGGGAGCGAGGAGGCCCAGAGGAGGGAGUGCGAGGGGGACACCCUCCAGCCAUCCAGAGCCUCAUCAACCUACUGGCAGACAACAGGUACCUCACUGCCGAAGAGACUGACAAGAUCAUCAACUACCUACGAGAGCGGAAGGAGCGGCUUAUGAGGAGCAGCACCGACUCUCUGCCUGGCACGAUUUCCCGCCAACCACUUGGGGCGACCUCGGGUGCCUCACUGAAGACACAGCCGAGCUCCCAAUCGCUCCAGAGCGGCCAGGCUCUCCCCUCUGCUCCGCCCACUCCAGCUGUAGCCUCCACCUCCCAGCAAGAGCUUCAGGCCAAAAUUCUCAGCCUCUUCAAUAGCGGCACAGUUGCAGCCAAUAGCAGCCCUGCAUCCCCCUCAGUCGCUCCCGGAAGUGCUCAGAACCAGAAUUUUUCCACGGCAGCGAACAGCCAGCCUCAGCAAAGAUCACAGGCCUCUGGCAGUCAGCCUCCAAACAUUUUGGGACAGGCAGGAUCUGCCCGGAACAUGGGCCCCAGGCCUGGGGCUCCUUCCCAAGGGCUCUUUGGCCAGCCUUCCAGUCGCCUGGCACCUGCCAGCAAAAUGGCUAGCCAGAGGCCCGUGUCUUCCACAGGUAUCAACUUUGACAAUCCAAGUGUACAGAAGGCUCUGGACACCCUGAUCCAGAGUGGCCCUGCUCUUUCCCACCUGGUUAGCCAAACCACAGCACAGGUGGGGCAGCCCCAGGCCCCCUUGGGAUCUUACCAGAGGCAUUACUGAGGCUAAAUCUCUCAACUAUCCCCAGUCCCUUCCUCCCUGGCCUGCUCCCACUUACAGCGUUCUAAAUAGAGUUGUUUGGAAGAUGUUCUUUGCACCUAUCCAGGUCCACAUCAAAUGUCAUAAGUUUCUACCACCUGCUCUCUCCUCUGCCCAUGGCUAUGUUGCUUAUUCCUUCCAGAGUCUGCAUUUGUUGGUUGGUUGGUUUUUAGAAAAUAAAUAUCUCUGGGGUAGUUGGGUGUCUGGGCUCAGUUUAUAUUUGAUGAGUUUCUCUCCCCCCUCUGUCAGCUGGAUUUGGGAAAGGGAAGGAAGGACAAACCAGGCCUCAGCUGGCUGAGAUCAGAGUGGCGUUUAUCACGGCAGUAGCCGCUAGCUUUGUUGAUCUUUAACCCAGCACAUGCCGACCAGAGCUCAUGCUCCGGCCCCACAGGUAUUGAGCAGGGCCGAGGGUGGGAGCUUGAGGACGCCUAAUCAGCCGCUCUGGAGUUGUUGAGUGGCUACGGCAGCCACAGAGCAGAAACUGUUCUGCCUGAGCCAGGUGGUUUGUUUUGGUUUUUGUUUUUUUUUUUUCCCCGUGCAUUUCAUUGGAGGGUCUCCAGUGGACUGAACAGGUCUAGUCAGCAGAAGUUUAACACAGACUGUGAAUCUGGGCCCGGCCACUCUUACCCCUAACGUCUCUGUCAGCGUCUCCCCCCAGUGGUAGGUUUGUGGAGUCAGUUCUCAGAAGGCAACUCCAGACUCUGGCAGCGAAGACUCGUUUUUUUCAGUGAUUGUUUCAAGUUUUUGGCUCAAAAAGCAGGCUCUUGUUUUCAUCUAGACUGUUGUUCUGUUUUCUGAGCAGCAGGGGGCAGGGACCGUUUUGAUAUCAGACUUUGGUGGCUGGGUAUAUUCUCGAUACAGGCAACUGUUUAUAAGUUUUGAGCCAGAAUGAAAUUGUUCGAAGGAGGGCCUCUGGCUGCUGCUCUAAAAUGGAGCCAAAGGAAGCUGCCCUCUCCCUCAGGAUGGUGCUCGUUAGAGCCCUGUGGAUCACAGUCUCCAGGGCCCCUGGCAGGGCCGGAGACAGCAGUGACUUCAGUAGAGGCCCUGCCAGUGGCUGAGCAAACAAUGGUUUCAAACAUACAAGGUCCCCAGAUGGCAGCAUUUUAUGUUCUGACCUAUUUGUGUUAUAUAGUGUUUGAUUUUUUUUGUUGUUUUUUUCCUCUUUGAAAUUCUUGUGUUGUUGAUAAACUGAAAUGAUUACUUUUUAAUUAAAAUGAAAAAGUAAAA